Molecule: messenger RNA, 4113 nt
Organism: Chara braunii
Lineage: Eukaryota; Viridiplantae; Streptophyta; Charophyceae; Charales; Characeae
Source: the annotation of a GenBank genome assembly
CAUGGCUCGAUGAUCUUGCCCAGGUGGGAUGUGAAACCUCUUCAGGCGGGGCGGCUGCUUGGCGGCAGACGGCAGGGGGACCACUGCAUAUGGGGCAAGGAAGGAGCCUUGGAGGCGAUUGGGAGCUUCUCGUAGCAUAGUUUGGGAAAAACUGAUCCUUAUCGGACCGAUGGAAGUGAAUGCCUGGACGACUGGCUCCAAUGGCCCUACUGAGAUGUGCGGGGUGAUUCCCGAGAUUAACGAACUAGGCGAAAUGGCAACGGAGGAGGAGACAGAUAAUCAUAAGAGUGAAGAAAGACCGGGCUUAGGAGGCAGUGCCGCACAAAGCGAAGGGGGGCAGAAGGACAGAGAAUCGAUAAAUCCGGAUGGUACCAAAGGGAACCGGAAGGAGAUCUCCACAGGGGAAAGCUCGGGGAAAGUUGGGGGAAGUAGGCAGGGGACUCAGGGGACCAAGGAAGGCAGGAAUAAGGAUAGGACAAACCCGGGGAACUUGGAGGGAGCCGUGUCUAAGAAAGUAAGAGUCACGGAUACGAGGUGCAGACUAGCCGAGAUAGACAAAAGGACCGCGGAAUACAGGGCGAGAUUGAUUGAGGAAAUGAUGACUGGGAACGAAGAAGGUUCUCUGCAGGAGGAACCCCGGGACGAACGGAGAACCGGCCGAGGUGGGACUGGACAAGGGGAUAAAGGUAGUGACCGUGGGGGAACGCCGAGCAAAAGAAGGAAAGAAGGGGAAAACUCCCCGGGGAUGGACGUGGAAAAGGCUACGACCCCGCCAGCCAUUAAUAGUAGGGCUAGCCGCCUGCCGACCACGCCAGCAGUAACGCGAGGAUGCGAAGGACUCUGGAGCCUUAGGGAAAGAGUGUUGGGAUGGUUUGACCCAGAAGGAACUACGAAAACCAGGGAGGGACAGAAGGCCGGCAAGGAUGGUCCGGAUAACAGUGAGACAGGCGAGGCCAGCAGCUCCGAGGGCGUCCUUAAGAAGAUAGUGUCGUCCCUCGCGCGAGCACUAAACAAAAAUCAAGGCUACCUAGUGGAUGCUAAGAAGAAGUUGACGUUUGAUGGGGCGAACAUCACGCAAUUCCUGAUAGAUUACGAGAACCUGGCUGCGCUGUCAUUAAAGGGGGAGAUAUUUGGACCACAAGGGGAACGGGUGAACUGGAACUCACCGGGAGGGAUGCGGCGAGCCAUUAUCAUGCUCAACGGGCUAGAAAUAACAGUCGUAGAAGCCGAACCGGUGGGCGAGAUCAUCUGGGAUCAACGCCAGGGGCGCGGGCCGCAGGUCAAUUUCAUUUUGGAAAACGACGGACAUGAUAGGGUGAACGCGACUACUCGGCUAGGGACGGUUGGGAAAAGGAUUAACCGUGACGCCGUGAUGGAGGAGGUUGCUGGAAGUUCGAAACCCCAGGCAGAGCCUGAGGCCGAGGAACCGAAAAAGGUCUAUGGGAAACCUAGGGAAGAGGAGCCUGCCGACAAAGUUUCCGCUGCCAAGAAGAAGUUUAGGUACCAAAUCCCGAUCUUAUCCUUACCUGAGAUCGACGACACCAUUAGCAAGUUACUAGGGACCAUGGUGUCGGUGUCUUUUCAGACUAUGCUGCAGGCUAGCCCUAGGUUGCUCAAAGGGCUUAGACAACUGUUGACCCGGCGGCGAGUAGAAAUAGGCGACAACCCCGAACUACCUGAAGGGGAGAGGGAGGAGGAAGUUCCGCAAGAAGUGGCUAACCUGCAGAGGAGUCGCGGGGACUUGGAGCAUCUCGAGAAGGCCUUUGCAGACAUUUGUUUAAGCUUGCCCGACCGAGAGGGCGGCGAAGUCAUGAGAUCGCCACCUGGGACGAAGCUUAGCUUUCAUGCGCUACCCGUAGGGAAAUUGAAAAUCCAGAUCGGGAGUCAUCACACCGACGCAUUAGUAGACGGGGGGGCAGAAAUCACCCUUAUAAGAAGAGAUUACGCAACGAUCACGGGAUGUACGGUAAACAAGGAAGUAACAGGGAGCAUCCGGGGAGCUGGCGGGGAAAUCCCGUUCGCUGGGUACGUCACGAAGUGUGCUGUAAAGGCAGGGGUCAGGGAAUCAAUCUGGUCAUUUCAGCGGAUGACCGUAAUGGAGGAAGUGGAUCACGACAUAAUCCUCGAGAGGCCGUGGCGCGCGAACGUAGAGAUGAUAGGCAUGCACUUGCACGAUGGCUCAUACAUGGUAGACAUAGAGGACCCGGUGACUGGCCGGGGAGAGCUCCUCCGACUCCUUGGAACGGGAGGAGACCCCCCGAGGGGGAAAUUGGCAACAUGGUUGAAGUCAUUCGAGGAUAGCACGCGAAAAGGGGCUUUCGCACGAAUGGAGGGUAUGAGAGAAAGGGUAGAAAUCAUGAUUGAGGAAGCGUUCAACAAGAAGGAGUGGAUCAAGAUGGGCCUGCCCCAGAAGAAGAGGAGGCAGGAGGACACAGUCCUAGGUGGUAUGGUAGCAGAAAAGGAGUCGGAGGUCGAACUUGGUGCUAGCCUGCCCAAACGAAAAGAAAUGCGCGUAGACAUGCCGGAAAUCGCACUCGAGAUCCCCGAUCUAUUGCAACUCAUCAAGGCCCUCAGAUACCACAAGGCCUACCUAUUUGGGAGGCGGUUCAUCUUAAGGAUCGAUCCGACGAAUGUCGCAGGGUCCCUAAAGAAUUACAGGCCUAUAGAUCCGACGGUAGGGAGAUGGGUAGGAUUCAUCUGGCAGUUCGAUUACAAGAUCGAACGGAUUGCUGGAAUCCGCAACAAGGCAGAUGGGCUGAGUCGGGUUUGCAUCACUCCCGAAGGGAUGGAGGAUGUAGAGCCCAUAGACGCCUUCCUCGAAUACGAAGGAGGAACUCUUGCGGUGGAUAACGAAAUGAUGAGCAAGGGAUGCACAUCGGGAGAACUAUUGAUCCAGACUUUGCAGAAGGGGGCACCUGCCGUAGUAGCUGAACUUAGGGAAGGUCCAGUUACCACUCGAGGACGCAGAGAAGAAAAGGACUCAUGGGGAGCGAUAGUAGGACCGAAGGAGGAGCUGAUAGCAGUGGCGGUCGAAGGGGGCCAGGAAGCAGUGAUGAGCUUAAUGGAAUCUUGGAAAAGGAAAGAGUUGCAAUGGGUGGUAAAUCAGAUGCAGGAAGGAAAGGAUGGGGGCAAGGAAGGAGAGGAUUUUUUCUAUGUCCAAUCAUACGAAGGGCUCUUUCGGGAGAUCGGCUUGUUGUUGGUAGGAAACAAACAACCUACGGAAGUCAGUAUUAAGGCAAGAGAAGAAGUCGAAAGGUACGUCCUAAGGGGCGGGCAUUUGUUCCGGAGGGAGGAAGGUGCUAUGCCCAGGAGGGUUGUGUGCGGAAGGUCUAGGCAAGUAGACGUUAUCCAGGCAAUGCACGACGGGUUAGCAGGAGGACAUCGAUCUUCCAAAGGAACACUUGCAAAGAUAACGCCGCUCUAUUAUUGGCCAGGCAUGGCAGGCAUGGUCGCCAUAUACUGUCAGACUUGCCUUAUUUGCCAAGAACGAAGCUCGGUACGAAUCUUCGAGCCGCUUAGACCAACGCGGGUGCUAGGGCCGGGACAUCUGGUCCACCUCGACCUUGCGGUCAUGCCUGUAUCAACGGAUGGAUACAGGUAUAUCCUAGAUGCGCGAGACAACUUGAGUGGGUUCGUGGAGGCAGUCGCCCCCAAGAAAAAGACAGGGAGGAGUGUGGCGGACUGGAUAGAAGACUUCUACUUAAGGCACCCGUUCGUCAGGAGGUUUACACCAGACGAUGGGACGAAAUUUGUGAACCAAGAAGUAUUGGGGAUGCUUAAGAGACUCUGCGUACCGAUCACACUCAUCGAGCCGUAUCACCCUGAGGCCAAUGCGCCGGUGGAAAGGGGGCACCGAACCUUGAAGAACACGAUUGCAAAACUCGCAGCAGACCAUCUGGGGAACUGGCCUACAUAUCUUAAGCAGGCUGUUUUUGCAGAGAAUAUGACUCCUAAAAGGACAACAGGAUGUAUCCCGGCAAAACUUUGGUACGGAAGAGAGAUCGACUUUCCUGUGGAAGCCUUGGUACCUACCUGGAAUAGGUUAGAUAAUGAUCCACAAAUAACACUGAAGAGUUAAUCGAGGCAAGAUGUCAACAAAUCCUUAAGAAUGAG